Molecule: messenger RNA, 1194 nt
Organism: Closterium sp. NIES-65
Lineage: Eukaryota; Viridiplantae; Streptophyta; Zygnematophyceae; Desmidiales; Closteriaceae
Source: the annotation of a GenBank genome assembly
AUGGGGCGCUGGGAGCAACUCACCUGGCUGGUGGGGGUGCUAGGAGCAACUCGUCUUGCUGGUGGGGGUGCUGGGAGCAACUCGCCUGGCUGGUGGGGGUGCUGGGAGCAACUCGCCUGGUUGGUGGGGGUGCUGGGAGCAACUCGCCUGGCUGGUGGGGGUGCUGGGAGCAACUCGCUUGGCUGGUGGGGGUGCUGGGAGCAACUCGCCUGGCUGGUGGGGGUGCUGGGAGCAACUCGUCUAGCUGGUGGGGGGUGCUGGGAGCAUCUCGCCUGGCUGGUGGGGGUGCUAGGAGCAACUCACCUGGCUGGUGGGGGUGUUAGGAGCAACUCACCUGGCUGGUGGGGGUCCUCGGAGCAACUCACCUGGCUCGUGGGGGUGAUGGGAGCAACUCACCUAGCUGGUGGGGGUGCUGGGAGCAACUCACCUGGCUGGUGGGGGUGCUGGGAGCAACUUACCUGGCUGGUGGGGGUGCUAGGAGCAACUCACCAAGCUGGUGGGGGUGCAGGGAGCAACUCGCCUGGCUGGUGGGGGUGCUGGGAGCAACUCAUCUGGCUGCAACUCACCUGGCUGGUGGGGGUGCUGGGAGCAACUCACCUGGCCGGUGGGGGUGCUGGGAGCAACUCACCUGGCUGGUGGGGGUGCUGGGAGGAACUCACCUGGCUGGUGGGGGUGCUGGGAGCAAGUAACCUGGCCUGUGGGGGUGCUAGGAGCAACUCGCCUGGCUGGUGGGGGUGCUGGGAGCAACUCGCCUGGCUGGUGGGGGUGCUGGGAGCAAUUCGCCUGGCUGGUGGGGGUGCUGGGAGCAACUUGCCUGGCUGGUGGGGGUGCUGGGAGCAACUCGCCUUGCUGGUGGGAGUGCUGGGAGCAACUCGCCUGGCUGGUGGGGGUGCUGGGAGCAACUCGCCUCGCUGGUGGGGGUGCUGGGAGCAACUCGCCUGGCUGGUGGGGGUGCUGGGAGCAACUCGCCUGGCUGGUGGGGGUGCUGGGAGCAACUCGCCUGGCUGGUGGGUGUGCUGGGAGCAACUCACCUGGCUGGUGGGGGUGCUGGGAGCAACUCACCUGGCUGGUGGGGGUGCUUGGAGCAACUCACCUGGCUGGUGGGGGUGCUGGGAGCAACUCACCUGGUUGGUGGGGGUGCUGGGAGCAACUCGCCUGGCUAGUAGUGGUGCUGGGAGCAACUCACAUGGCUGA